Molecule: messenger RNA, 1287 nt
Organism: Oryza sativa Japonica Group (Japanese rice)
Lineage: Eukaryota; Viridiplantae; Streptophyta; Magnoliopsida; Poales; Poaceae
Source: RefSeq, a predicted model, not a curated record
AUGUCGGACUUAGGGGGAAAGAACGGGGAAAAUGGAAAUGAAGAUGAAGCAAGCAGCAAGGGAACUCCACCACCCAAGGGAGCUACUAUACCUUUUGAUUAUAGCAAACUUACCAUUCCUUCUCACAACUUCGUCUCCGUGCCUUCCGGGCGUGCUCCUCAAUUUGAUGGGACAUAUUAUGCCGCUUGGAAGCACAAGAUGAAGUUGCAUCUAAUCUCUUUGCAUCCAAAUAUUUGGAAAGUUGUUUGUACAGGUAUUGAUAUACCCCAUGAUGACAUGGAGCUCACUUCGGAGCAAGAACAACUUAUCCACCGCAAUGCUCAAGCUUCUAAUGCAAUUCUCUUCGCCUUGAGUCCGGAGGAGUUCAACAAGAUUGAUGGACUAGUGGAGGCCAAGGAGAUAUGGGAUACCUUGCAAUUGGCUCAUGAGGGAUCACCCGCCGUUCGUGAGGCCAAGAUUGAAUUAUUGGAAGAAAGGCUUGGAAGAUUUGUGAUGGAUGACAAGGAGACACCACAAGAGAUAUAUGAUAGGAUGAUGAUUCUUGUCAACAAGAUUAAAGGACUUGGGAGUGAGGACAUGACAAAUCACUUUGUGGUCAAGAAACUUCUCCGUGCAUUUGGUCCAAGAAAUCCCACUCUUGUAUCAAUGAUACGGGAAAGGAAAGACUUCAAGAGACUCACCCCAAGUGACAUUCUUGGAAGAAUUGUGUCUCAUGAGAUGCAAGAAGAGGAAGCUCGUGAAGUGAGACAAAUGGUGAAGAAUGCCGCCAUGAUUAAAAAUCAAGAAGUUGCUUUGAAGGCAAAACAAGAAGAAAUGGCUUUUAUUGUCAAGAUAUUCAAGCACUUUCUUCGCAAGAGUGGCUAUGGCAAAGGGAGGAAGGAUGAUGACAAGGGAAAGAGGCAAUCAAGGAGAGCGUGCUUCAAUUGUGGCGAAUAUGGCCACUUCAUUGCCGAUUGUCCCAAGUCAAAUGAAGCUAAGGCUAAGGGAGGCAAGAAGAAGCCGGAGCAUGCUCAUGUGGCGGAGGCACACAUGGCGGAAGUGUGGUACUCUGGAGAUGAAGAAGAUCCCGAGGUCAAGCCCAAGCCCAGGUCAAAAGACAAGGUUGAAGGAGAAGGUGGUGUUGCUACCGUUGCCUUCAAGUCAUCCUCUUCAAGCAAGGAGCGUCUCUUCAACAACUUGAGUGAUGACGACGACGACUCCUACCACUACUCUUGCUUCAUGGCCCAAGGCUGUAAGCUAGCCUUAGGGAUGUCAAUGAAACUCUUCAAGAAAAAUUUGCUAAUUUAG